CUUGGGUUUGUAAGAUCUAGCGGGCCCUUUCGGAAAAAAAGCUUACAGAUUUUUCCUCAAAAAAAAAAUUAAACAGUGAUUUUCGGAUUUUUCUGUCCUAAGGAAAGUGUUCCUUCAGACUCCUAGAAACUCCAUUUUUUUUUUUUUUUUUUUUUGUCUUUGGAGUGGUUUGUGAAGGGUCAGUCAUCUCGGAAGUCCAGUACAGUUGUGGGAAUAGGCAUGCCACGCGAUGUAUUUAAAAUAUUAAUAUUGUGGCUACAUAAUAAGCAACGGAGUCUGUUUGUUGUGUCUGAAUUAUUUCUUGUGAAUGUAGAUAAGGAAGGAAGUACAUUAACAUUUUUUCGGGCGCCAGUUCUACAGAGUUAGUGUAAUAAAUUUGGGAACUGGUUUAAGAUCACAAUAUGUAAGGACUGAAGUCCAGUGUACGAGGAAAAAAAUAAAGCAAGUCGUCUAUAAGCCUAUCAGUGGGUGCUGUGGGAGGGCCUAUUUGUCAUAUAUAUGUCAUAUAUGGUCCUAUAUGUCAUAUAUAUUUAUAUAUGUAGCUGAUACCUUAGAUUUCGGACAAUGGAUGUUGGAUGUGAUUAUAUUAUGGCACUAGGUUCUUAAAAAUACUCCAGAAAGAAAAUUUGAAGUGGAUUUUAUCUAGUACCGAAUUAAAAAGCAAAGAACGGUUUCUGCUGUUUUGUAAAGCAAAACAAAACAAAACAAAAAAUGUUUUGCCAGGCUGCCACUUGUGCCAGGCUCCAGAUAGCCCAUGAAGGUAGUUUUUCAGGUACUUAAGCAGCAAGGUGUGUACCAGAGUCAUUUCUCAAAAUGGCUUUGAUUUCAUUAGUAUUUGUUGAAUUCUAAGUGCAUUAGAUUAAGGGAUAGGUGAGAUCAAGAAAGAAUUCUGCUUUUACACAGUUGAAUCUCCUGGGAGGGACAGCCUCACUCAAAGGUACCUCCAAAUUAAGUGUAUUUUUCCAUGUCAAAUAUGUGGAACCAAUAAUAAGUGCUCAAAGGUAAGGAGGUGUAAGAGAGUGUCCUGACCCAUCCAUGAGUUAUUAGGAACUGAAUCACUGUCCUGACUUUGAGACUGAAAAUACAAGGUUCUAUGCAGGAUAAAAUUGAUGCAGCUUGGUGUCUUUAAUUAGUUUUUGGGGGAAAUUGGGUAGAAAGAGGAAUAAAAAUUUGUUUUUAGCCUAAGUUGCAGAAUGAUGGAUGUAACAUCAAGGUUCUAAAACUAUUUGAUAGUUCCCUAAGAAUAGUCUUUUUAUGUUUUCUGUCUUUUUAACUCCCAGGACUUCAGUUGUAUUUCCCCACACAUAUUUGAUGUUAAUAAGUAAGCCUUGAAGGUUUUGAAUAACAAAACUGCAACAAAUGAUUGGUACACAUUGAAGACAGGCUGUUGGGUAGGUCAGGACAGAAGCUGUGAUCAUAUGGUGUCAGAGACUCUUGAAGGGAGCUGCAGUAUUAUAACUGCUGGCCUCUUCUAUGUGGCCACCUCAGCCAUAGGUGAGAGUGUGUAGGUGAGGCAGGGAGAGGAGGCAAAAACAUUUCCCUGAAUUUCACUGCCUCACAGGUAUUUGUGUUAUUUUGAUUUUGUAGAGGAUAUUAAUUUAUAUAAGCCUUAACAAAUAUCCAUUUAGUUAUCUGAACAUAAGAACAUAAGGCCAGUGAAGUGCAGGGUGAUAUUUCUGAGGCAUCUUAGGAAGAAUGUAUUUUGAGGGCUUUAGAAAACUGUAGAAACCAGUAGUUUUCUGUUAAAUGUCAGACCACCACGUUGAUUUCCAUGACAUCCACAGGAACUGCGUUGUUAAGCCCCAGUAUGUGUGGGCUCUUUGGUGAUACAGGCAAACCCUCUAAAUUGCUAACGGGAAUAGCCUGGGGAAUCAAGUCACAUUGAAUUAGACCUGUCCAAUUUCAUUCUUAGGAUGAGUCCUGUGAUCUGAAUAAUUUAAGACUAUUAAAGCUGUAAAGCGUUUUUAUGUAAAAACUUCAGGCAACAACAGAACAGACCCAAAACAAGGUUUUUAUAGGUGAAAUUUAAUUAGCGCACGAAGUGCAGCUAUAAGACUUCUAUUGGCUUGAGACAGUUAGCACUUUGUUGGCCAACAGAGGAUAGCUCUGGUUUCUGGAGAUUAAUAGGAUCUUUCCCCAAACUUGUAGGGUUACUUCUGUACUGAAAAUGAAUUUUCUUACUCAAGAUUUCUCUGCCUGUAUCCGUAGGUGGAUUCUAGGAGACCUGUGAAAAACACUUGAAAUUGUGUAAAAAAUAAUUGAGUUUGGAUAUGUAUUUUUGCGGAAUAAGGACUAAUGUUUUUAUGAUUCCUAAAAGGAUCUGAGACUCAAGGAAAGGCAACAGCUUCCUAAUCUGUAAGCAUUGAAGACAUGUCCACAGAGAUAGAAGCCAUUUUUAGUUUGGUGAUUUAGAAUUGUGGUCAGAAGUAGAAUUUAUUUUCCAUUUGUGAGGCUUAAAGAAGGGAUUGGACUAGUGUUUUCACAUAUCCAUUUUUCUGAGCAACCCAAAAUGUAAAUCUCCACCUAAUUAGUAAACAGCAAAAAAUAUAGUAUACGUAUUUCGGUUUUCUCCCGGGGUAAAUUUGGCAAGUGCAUUUUUCGCUUCAAUGAUGGCAUCUUUUCUUUGAGUCUCAAGCUCUCUUGGAUUUACAGUCUUAGUAUCUCUAACUUCUUAUUAGCAAGUUGUGUUGGAUUCUUUGUCUCUCUGGACUUUCUGUUCACUUUCAUUUGGAAGACCAAAGAAAUCUUCUUGUAAAGUGCCUGGAGCAUCAUAGUUAAACAUCACAGUGCCAUAAGGCUUUGUAACAGAAAAAUUGUUUUAUAGCUGUGGAAUGCAUAUCAAAUCAACAGGCCCAGUCUUUUUUCUCCCUUGAAAGAUAUCAUGUUUCAAGGGAAUUCAAAUAAAAAAUUUUGCAGCUCUCACCCUUAAGAAAAUAUUAAGUGGGAAAGUGAUUUUACUACUUUAUCUCGUGUACUGCAGAAUCUGAAUGGUGUGUAUUUUUAAAAGGCAUUAUAAAUUCUGUUUUUUUUUUUUAAGAUUUAUUUAUUUAUUUGAAAGGCUACAGAGACACAGAGGCUACAGAGCUACAGAAACACAGAGAUAGAGAUAGAGAGAGAGGAAUUUCAUCCCCUGGUCACUCAAAUGGCUGCAACAGCCGGGGCUGUGCCAACCCGAAGCCAGGAGUCUGGAGCUUCUUCCGGGUCUCCCACACGGGUGCGGGCACCCAAGGACAUUGGCCAUCUUCUGCUUUCCUAGGCCAUAGCAGAGAGCUGGAUUGGAAACGGAGCAGCUGGGACUCAAUUCAGCAUCCAUAUUGGAUGCUGGCACUGCAGGCAGUGGCUUUACUCACUGUGCCACAACGCUGACCUGGGUAGUUUAAAACCUUAGAAUGAAUGGACAUUAAUGUCAUUCUAUAACGCUUUAUAAUUUUUAAGAUCAGGCAUUUCAAUUAUGGGAUGUUUUACAAAUUGUAAGUGGUAGUAGAUGCCUCUUAUUUUUUAGUAUACACACACAUUUUAAGUUAAAGUGGAAUAUAUCUUUUGGAACACUUCCCGCUAAAUUUUACUGAUUUCUCUGGAAGCUUUUUUUCAUUAGAGUUAAGCAUGAAAUUUGAUGUUAUGUAAAGUCAAUUCAGAAUCAGAGCCUAACAGCUUAAAUAUAUUCCUGGCUAAUACUAACAUGAAAUCAUUGAAUUUUUAGUACUUAUGAAAUAAAAUUGCCAUCUCUGGAACAAAAAGAAUUUUUAAAAAGUAGAUUGUCAGUACCCAAACUUUGUAUUUGAAAUAACUUUUCUAAGAUAGUGCCAUUUCCAAUUUAUGUACAGAAAGGCCCAAAAGGAGAACUGUUAUUUGUUGUUUUGACUACUGACUUUUAUAUUUAAAAGCAUGCAAUUUAGUGGUUUUCUGAAACUUCUUAAUAUUGUUAAAUAUUAAAUUCACAGUGUGAAUUGUGUGGUUUUAUUUAUAGAGACAAUGACUAAAAUGUCUUUUGUUUUUAUCUCCUACUUUUUCUUUUUUUUACAGUGUACCUGUAAUAAAUGUUUUUAACAAUAAAUAUUUACAUUUAGUUUAAAUGAAGAAUGUCUCUCAAUUCACUUAAAUUUGAAGAAAAUAACUCAGAAUUUGUGGAGACAAAACAGUCACAAACUACUUCUGUAGCUUCAGAAGAUCCCCUUCAAAACUUAUGUUUAGCAUCUCAAGAUGUUCUUCAAAAAGCUCAGCAAAGUGGGAGGUCAAAGUGUCGCAAAUGCGGUGGAUCCAGAAUGUUUUACUGCUAUACGUGCUAUGUCCCAGUUGAAAAUGUACCUGUUGAACAGAUUCCACUUGUGAAGCUUCCAUUGAAGAUCGACAUCAUUAAACACCCAAAUGAAACAGAUGGCAAAAGUACAGCUAUACAUGCAAAACUUUUAGCACCUGAAUUUGUAAACAUUUACACAUAUCCUUGUAUUCCAGAAUAUGAAGAAAAGGACCAUGAAGUUGUACUUGUUUUUCCUGGACCUCAGUCAGUCUCCAUAAAAGAUAUUUCUUUUCAUCUGCAAAAAAGAAUUCAAGAUAAUAUUAGAGGUAAAAAUGAUGACCCUGACAAGCCAUCUGUUAAACGCAAAAAAACUGAAGAACUGGAGGACUGUGAUUUGAUUGACAGCAAGUGCAAAGACACGACACUGAAAAAAAUAAUUUUUAUAGAUAGUACCUGGAACCAAACAAACAAAAUACUGACUGAUGAGCGACUUCAAGGGUUGUUACAAGUUGAGUUGAAAACAAGAAAAACUUGCUUUUGGCGCCAUCAAAAAGGAAAGCCAGACACUUUCCUUUCCACAAUUGAAGCCAUUUACUACUUUUUAGUAGACUACCACACUGAUAUAUUAAAAGAGAAAUACAAAGGACAAUAUGACAAUCUUUUAUUUUUCUACUCUUUUAUGUACCAGCUGAUAAAGAAUGCCAAAUGCUCUGGAGAUAAAGAAACAAAAAAACUUAUACAUUAGUGUUUAAUAAGCUACCUAUGUCAUUUUAUUUUGCUAAAAUCAAUAAACUUAUAGUUGUGCUUUGUUUAUUCUUAAGAAAAAUCAUAAAUAAUGCCUAUAAGACUACUUAAAAAGUACCGGUUUCAUUCAUUUUACCUUAUGUUUUUUUUUUUUUUUUUUUUUUUUUUUUUUUUUUUUUUUUUUUGACAGGUAGAGUUAUAGACAGUGAGAAAGAGAAACAGGUAGAAAGGUCUUCCCUCCGAUGGUUCACUCCCCAAAUGGCUGCCAUGGCCGGAACUGCACUGUUCCAAAGCCAGGAGCCAGAUGCCUCCUCCCAGUCUCCCAUGUGGGUGCAGCGGCCCAAGCACCUGGGCCAUCUUCCACUGCCCUCCUGGGCCACAGCAGAGAGCUGGAUUGGAAGAGGAGCAGCCAGGACUAGAACCGGCGCCCACAUGGGAUGCCAGCACUGCAGGCGGAGGAUUAACCAAGUGAGCCACGGCGCCAGCCCCUACCUUAAGUUUUUAUAAAAGGAAAUUAUAUCUAAGGGAAUUUCUCAUAGAUAGUGUAGACUGAAUAACUUAUUUCAGAAGUUAUUUGCUCAAUUUUAGCACAUUUCAGUUUAUUACAUUUUAAUUAUGUGUUGUAUCUAUGUAAUUAGAUAUAACACAUCUAAUAAGAAUCAUUUCAUAUUUGUUUAGAGGUAAUUGUGUCUUUUCACCUAUACUCACCACCCCAUUUAGGGAUAAGUGGAAUCAGAAUCUUCUUGCUGAAAGAGAGUAAUAAUUGACUUCCUUGAGGUUAGUGACAAAUAUAGACAGAACUAUAAUUAGAGCUUCAGGGGUUAGGGCUGUUACUUUAAGUCUACACUGCCCGUGAUGAACAUUUGUUGACUUUUACAUCUGCCUGAUAUUUUUUAAGGGGAAAUUGCUAAUAAUUAUGUUGCCAGGACAAGCACUGGGCACAGCCAGUUAAGCCCUAGUCUUUGAUGACAGCAUCCGUAUCAGUGCCGAUUCGAGUCUCUGCUACUCCAUUUCUGAUCCAGCUCCCUGCUAAUGUGCCCGGGAAAGCAGAAAACGGUGGCCUAAAUGUUUGGGCCCCUCCUAUACAUGUGGACAAUCCAGAUGGAAUUCCAGGCUCCUGGUUUUGGCUUGAAUCAGUCCUGGCUAUUGCAACUGUUUGGGGAAUGAACCAGAGGAUGGAAGAUCUGUCUAUUUGUCUGUUUCUCUUUCUUUCUUUCACAUAAGUAAAUAACAUCUUAAAAAGAGAGAAAGAGUUAGAAAAAAAAAACAAAA
This is a messenger RNA of Oryctolagus cuniculus (rabbit), 6253 nucleotides long. The record is from RefSeq and is a predicted model, not a curated record. NCBI's taxonomy places the organism in Eukaryota, Metazoa, Chordata, Mammalia, Lagomorpha, Leporidae.